AUGGGUAAUUGCAAAGCAAUGGCUACUCCAAUGGGAUCCAAAACUUAUGUUGAUCAAGAUGAAUUCGGUGUUUCAAUUGAUAUCACAAAGUAUCGAGGUAUGAUUGGUUCACUACUAUAUUUCACGGCAAGUCGUUCUGACAUAAUGUUUAGUGUUUGUCUUUGUGCGCGGUUUCAAGCUAAUCCAAAGGAAUCACAUCUUGUCUCUAUAAAGAGAAUCAUGAAGUAUCUCAAAGGAACAACAAAUGUCAGCUUAUGGUAUCCCAAAGGUAGUGUAUGUGACUUUCUUGGUUAUUCGGACUCAGACUAUAUAAGUUGUAAAACUGAUCGAAAAAGCACUAGUGGGACAUGUCAUAUCAUAAGAAAUGCCCUUGUAUCAUGGUCCUGCAAGAAGCAAGAAUGUGUGGCUCUUAGUACGGCUGAAGAAGAAUACAUUAUUGCGGGAAGUUGUUGUGCUCAAAUACUUUGGCUAAAACAACAACUUAGCGACUACGGCUUGAACCUUGGAUGCAUUCCGCUAAGGUGUGAUAAUACAAGUGCCAUAAAUAUAACUAAAAAACUAGUCAUGCACUCAAGAACAAAGCAUAUCGAUAUUCGCCAUCAUUUUCUCCGUGAUCAUGUGUUUAAAGAAGAUGUUGAAGUUACAUUUGUGGAUACUCAUAAUCAACCCGCGAAUAUAUUCACAAAGCCGCUAGAAAAAGAACCAUUUUACAAAAUUCAAAGGGAACUUGGCAUAUUAAAUGAGGUAGAUGUAUGA
Molecule: messenger RNA, 756 nt
Organism: Lathyrus oleraceus (garden pea)
Lineage: Eukaryota; Viridiplantae; Streptophyta; Magnoliopsida; Fabales; Fabaceae
Product: secreted RxLR effector protein 161-like
Exons: 1
Coding region: 1-756 (251 amino acids)
Source: RefSeq, a predicted model, not a curated record